GUACCCGCCCUAUUUGUCUCUUCCGCCGCCCCCAUCCACUGCAACAUUCAGGCAGGUUCACCUAAUGUGCUUGUGCAGGCUCGGUGACGCCGCUGCUGUGUUGGGAAAUACUCGGUGAAUCGGGAGUGUUCAGAGUACUAAUCGGCAGCCGAACAUCAAACGACGCUUCUAAACUACAGAUCCUGUAGAACAACGCGACGAACAUGGCAGAUCCAAUGACCCAAUCUUCUCAGAUUUCGUCGUCACAAGGCCUAAACGAUGGGCAUUCUGCAUCGUCCAAAGACUCCAAGUUUUCCGAUUCCUUUUUUUCUUCGCCUGUAUCUCUCAUUCAGUCUCCUCAAGACAAAAGAGUGGUACUGGGCUCUGACAAACCUUCAGAGAAUUUGGCCUCAUCUCUUCGCUUUUCUUCUCAGUCAAGUUCCUUUUCACCAGUUGCUUAUGGAAUCGACUCAUCGGGAUCACCUGCUGACAACAUAGAUCGUACCUUCAAAGAGAAACGGGAGCUUUUUGAUUCGUCUUUUGGCUCUCAAAAGCAGGACUCCCCUAUAAAGACAUCCCCAGUGUCUGAGAGAAUCAAAGCACUAGAAGCUUUAGCUGCAAAGCAGAAUGAUUUUGAUAGAAGUGAUGGGGGGUUUCCACAUUUUAAGGAGCGUCACUAUGAGAAGUCCCCUACUGAACCACAAGGAAUUUCCUCUCGUUUGUCCUUUCAGAAAAGGACAACAUCAAAUGAGCAGGAAUCUUCAGAAUUACCUUUUCAGAAAAGGAAAAUGUCAAAUGAGCAGGAAUCACCCUUUCAGAAAAGGACCAUGUCAAAUGAACAGGAAUCUCCAGAAUCCCCCUUUGAAGUGCUUGGAGAGGAAAGGCGUGGAAGUGAUUUUGAAGACACCGCUGACUGGAUGAGAGCUCACUUACCUCCAGCACCGGAUUUCAACAUUGAAGAUCCUGAUCUUGAUGAGGGAAAUCAUUCUCCCAUGGUGCAAGAGAGCCCAUCCAAAGUUAUGAAACCAAACAAAGAUACAGCAGAAGUUCCAGAACCUUUUGCAGGAGUUCCUGAUCAGUUUAUGGACAGUCCCAUCAAAGUUCCAGAUGAUAUCAGUCAGUCAAAGGAUGAUGAAAACAAGCAAUCAAAACAAGAAAGUGUUGAGGAAGAUUCUGAAUUUGACCUGAACUUUUUACCAACAGCCUAUAUGUGGGAUAAACAAGACAAAGCUGAUACAGGCAUUCAAGGAUAUCAGACAUUCCUUGACAAUCAAGAGCUUCCUUCCUCCCCUGCUCCUCCGGCAGAUUUUCAGUCAACAUCACCACCCCCCCCUGUGUCCCAACAGAUGGAGCCUAGUUCUACACAACCUUCCAAUAUUUCAAAGGAAAGCUUGGAGCCUGCUGAAAUCCAAGAGGUAGACAGCUCUGGGGAAUCCGAUGACACAGUGAUUGAAGAAACCAUGAGCAUUCCAACAGUGAGAAACAAUGACCUUGACAUAAAAACCAACGAAGAAGAGGAGGUAGUUCCAACCACUGAAAAACAGCCAAUUUUGGUACCUAUUAUUAAUGUUAUUGAAACAGAGGAACAAGUUUUAAGUGAUGAUGAGGAACCACUUGAGGUGGAAGAGGAGGAGGAGGAGGAGGAGGAGGAUGAAAAGUGUGAAAUAUUGCAAGGUGAUGGCAAAAGGUCACCAGAGCAACACGACUCAGAGAUUCCAGAACAAGUGUCUGUGGAAACUCUAUGUGGUGAGUGUAAACCUGACCAUGGCAUUUCCUCUCAGACAAAUCAAAAUUGCUCUGAUGCUGAGUGCUCUCCUGAACACAAGGUGAUUGAAGAUGAUUAUGAAAGUGGCAUUUUUCUCCAGUCUUCUCCAGACUCCGGAGGACUACAUUCAGAGGACUCUCAAGAGCUUAUGUCUCGGAAUUUAGUGUCCUUUGAACCCCUUAAAGAGUCUUUCCUAGAAAAAGACCUUGACAAGACUGCAGAAAUACUUUCUGACCUGCCACCCGACAUCAGUUCCCCCUCAAAUGAACCCAGUGAUGUAGAAACUUACCUGGAUCAUUACGCCAGUGAAGAGCUUGCUUUAAAAGACCAGCUGAAUUCAUCUUAUUUUAAGGAAAGUAAAGGUGAGAAAACAGAGAUUUCAAAAUCAAGUUGUACUCAAGAUAAUCAAAAUACCAAUGUUCGGGAGUCCUUUGAACAUAUUAAUGAUGAUUUCAAUGAGACACCCAAUGAAUGCAGGCUAGACUAUGAAUCUUUGCCUGAGCCUUUCCUGUCUGAUCCUUCAUCUGAUAUUUCUGAUUUUGAGACUAUAAUCUGUCAAAACAAAAUUACAGAUUAUAGUGUUGAUCCAGAAGAUCAAAAGUCAGCAGCAGAAAUCAAGGCUUCAAUCUUUCAGGAACAGGAAGAGUUGCCAGUCCAGUCAAUUGAUCAACAACCACCAGUUCAAGAGAACCCACCUUCACCAUUCCCCUCUUUUCAUGAAGAACAGUCUAGCAAAAUCAGUGAAGAUAUUUCUGGCCCUGUGGCAAAUGAGAUUACUGAAGGAUCAGUGAUAACCAAGUCUGAACCUCGAGUUGUUCCCACCAAAGAUCUUUUAGACCGACCGGAUUCACCAGAGACCCUAAGCGAUACAGAGACGUUUGAAGCAGAAUGCUCAGUAACAGCAGCAACUGACAGCUUCGUGGAGUUCAUGAGGGAGUGUCUUAAGUCACAGCAGGAUGAGGAACCGGAGGUCCUCAGUCCCAGACAAAAAACUAUAGACCAGAAUCCCAAAUCUGAUGCUCCUGCUUCCACUCAAUCCUCUCCGGCUAUGAUCAUGGAUUUAGAGCAGGAGCGUCUCACAAUUUCUGCUUUGAAACAGCUUGGGAGCAGCCAAGAAGAUGAAGACAAGGAUAUUCCCACUAUGAAGACUGCCCUAAAGCCUGAUAACCCUCCACUUCCUACAGCUAAACCUGAGGCCUCAGAAACCUCAUCUUCUCUCACUCAAAACAAGUAUCAGCCUGAUGCCUUGCUUCCCAAAGAGGUAGAGGCAAUCGACAUUUGGGUAGCAGAGGCCUACCAUCUUGCAGAGCAUGUCUUGACAGCAAUACUAACCCAUCUUACAGUGAAUGACCUGGUGCACUGGCGGGACCCUAAGAAGUCAGGGGUGGUGUUUGGCGUGUCGCUGCUGUUGCUGCUUUCUCUGGCAGCGUUUAGCGUGAUCAGCGUGGUCUCCUACCUGCUGCUGGCCCUGCUCUGUGUCACCAUCUCUUUCCGCAUCUACAAAUCUGUCAUCCAGGCUGUGCAGAAGUCCAGCGAAGGACACCCCUUCAAGGCUCUGAUGGAGAAAGAUGUCACCGUGCCCCCCGAGACCUUCCGCAAGCACGUGGACGCCUGUCUCUCCCACGUCAACCGUGUGCUCAAGCAGAUGAGCCGCCUCUUUCUGGUUGAGGAUCUGGUGGAUUCUCUCAAGCUGGCAGUGGUUAUGUGGCUGCUGACAUACGUCGGAGCGGUCUUCAAUGGCAUCACUAUCCUCAUCCUCGCCGACAUCCUGCUCUUCAGUGUACCGCCCGUCUAUGAGAAAAACAAGACUCAGAUUGACCGUUACAUUGACAUUGCACGCACUCAAAUCAACACUACAAUUGCCAAGCUGCAAGAGAAACUCCCAGGAGCCAUGAAGCGCUGUAAAGCAGAAUGAUCCUCCUCUCCGAUCCCUCGUUACCAUGUUUACCAUCCUUCUAUCUUUAGCCGCCUCCCCUUAUACUAAGCCCAGCCCCCUUUCCCUCUCUUCCCCAGUUAAACCCCACACCUUAAAACAACCAUCUGCACUGAACCAGCUAGUAUGUAAAAUCUAAAAAGCUUCUUGAUAUUCAAUGUUAACUGCAGCUUAUUAAUGAGCAUUAGGAAAAGAAGCUCGGGGCUCCAGGAGCUGGUGUUUUUCAACACAGGAAGUGAUGCUAUUGGAUGCCCGUUUUGAAGGCCGGUGCACGGAAGGAUUUGUGAACUAGACUGAACCUAUGACCUGGUUUUGAGUGUUGGGUUGGGUGGUGCUGUAGUAAUGAAUAAAGACAGGUAUUUGACUCAAAAGCAAAUGUCUGUUUUUUCCAAAAAAUUAACAUUUCACUGAAAAAUACUGACAAAAAAAAAAGAGAGAGAUCCUAAUGAACUAUACUUUCCCUCCUAUUUGUUCUUUGAAAAAUGUGUCCGUAUUCAUCUGAAAUGCACUGAACAGUUCUAGACGUUUUGAUCAGGAUGCCACCAGCGGUGAUAAUUCGGUCUAGUUCACUCUCCUCCCCGUUAUUGGCGCAAUUUUUAAUUUUGUGUAUGUAUAUAUAGUUCAAUUACAACAGGCUCUUUGCUGUGAAGUAGUUAGUGUUGCUUUUUAUAUUUAAAAAAAACAAAACAAAUAUACAGCUCUUAUAUUUGUCUCUUUCGCACCUCUCUCGCACUCAGUCACCUGAGUUGAGUUCACAUGUAAAUGUUAUUGUUAUUACUCUUCGAAUAAUAGUUAUUAAAUUAUAUCUCGAUUAGGAUGGCUGCUUUAAGUCCCCUGUCUGACAUUAGCUUCAUAACAAUAAAUAUUAAUCACCUUAAGAUUGAGUUUUAUGUAUAGGAUCGUCAGAGCACCAGAAUAUAGGAGUAUAGGAAGGCAGUAACUUUCUGCUUGAUGUGAUGUUGGCCCCACAAGUCAUCGGUUUCUGUUGAAACGGGGCCAGUGCCCAUCAUUUGUCAUCUAGAUAAGUAAGAGGUUUUUUUUUUGUUUUUGUCAGCAUUUCGGGGCAUCGUUUACCACCUUGAGCACUGAAGAAGUUGAAAUAUUUAAAGGCUGCAAAGAGCUAUUAUUUAAGCUGGAUAAUUACACACUUACUAAUAACACUGUUUUUCCUUAAAAGUCGAAACCCCACUGUAAACACUGUUGGCUUUUAGGACACAACUGCGAGAAAGGGAAGGGUAGCGUAGUGAAAAUAACUUCAGGUUGGGCCCGCUGUGUUUGAAAGCAGCAUCAGUCCGCGCAAAAACUACUACACAGUUACGACGUGAUAAAUGGAUUAUCUGCCGUAUAUCAAGUUGCAUUCGCAUUGUUGCUUUUGUCACUGCGUAGCCUGUCGGCUCCUGAUGGUUUUAUCGUGUUUUUCGCUUAACAUUCCAGCUGAUGCAGUUGGAAGCAUGUCCAAAUUGGGAAAAUUGACAUUUUAACACUAACACGUUCCAUCACGUUUUAAAAGUUUGUUCUGUGAUUACGGCCCCUUUCUAAUAUAAUUUGAUUUGCUGUUAAUUUUUUAUUUUUUUUCCUCUCUCUCUCUCUCUCUCUCUCUUUCAUCCUAUUUGUGUCGUAUGCAUGCUUACACACAUGAUCGGAUUCAGACGGAAGUGUCUUGUCAUUGUGUUGCUUAACUAGCAUGUUCUACAGUCGAGAUCACAUGUGCGGUGUUGCUUUCGAAGAACAGGUCAAGCUCUGACAAUUUGCAUUACCACAUUGUUUUCUUUGAAUUUAAGGGUAAAUGAUGACUAUAUAACUAAUUUUUUAAGAGAUGCAAACCUCUGUUUAGGUUCUUUGUCUUAUUAUCUGCUUUCUUCUCUUUCUGAGGUUCAGUUUAAUAUUUGGGCAUAUUUUUUUUUUUACUUAUUCCUGUAGUACCUUAGCAUGUUUGCUGUUUCUUCUUUCCCGUGUUUCUCUCCGAGAAGGGGUGACAGAGGUCACGUUCUUUUUUUGCUUUUGAUUCUUGAAGACUAGAUGUGAUGACUAACAUCUACAUUCAGUUUGUUAGUUUUGAAUUAAGUUAAUAUGUGGGAGCUUUUGGGGGAUGCAAAAAGAUGCAAACAGGAAAACUUGUGGUCCCUGUAAUGAUGUCAAAGUGAACUUAAUAAAAUGCCAAAAGCAUUUGUAUCGCU
Messenger RNA from Puntigrus tetrazona (Sumatra barb), 5854 nucleotides. It is a transcript of the gene rtn3, whose product is annotated as reticulon 3. The record is from RefSeq and is a predicted model, not a curated record. NCBI's taxonomy places the organism in Eukaryota, Metazoa, Chordata, Actinopteri, Cypriniformes, Cyprinidae. Gene Ontology annotation, biological process: neuron differentiation; endoplasmic reticulum tubular network formation; brain development. The transcript is spliced from 9 exons. Gene Ontology annotation, cellular component: postsynaptic density; neuron projection. Bases 204 to 3659 code for a protein of 1151 amino acids.